GUGCGCCCGCCAGCCCGCCAGCUGCCCGCGCCAGUCGCAGGCCGAGGGCCAGUCGCCCGCGGGCCGGCGUUCCGCAGCCCGUUCACGCCCCGCCCCUGCCCUUCCGCGGGACGAGUAACGAUUACAGGGCACUUUCUCGGCGGCGAUUUCUGCUUAGUCAUUGCCUUCCAGGAAACCGCUCCCUGGGUUUGGAGUCAACUCUCCCGCGGAGCCAAGCCAGUCGCUCUUCUCUCCCGGCCGCCGCUCCUCCGCUCCGCCGGCGCCCGGCCUCCUCCGCCCGAGCGCAGACCGGGCUGCAGCCGCGUGGGGUCGGCACCCUCGCGCUGACCUCUCGGGCCCCGGACACAUCGUCCUGCGGGGCAGUCGCCCAUCCGCCCGCCCUCCCACGGUCCCGUCGCCGCUCGGGCGGCCGCUGCCAUGGGUACCAACAGUCGCGCGGCCGGAGCGCUCCUGGCGCGGGCCAGCACCCUGCACCUGCAGACCGGGAACCUGCUCAACUGGGGCCGCUUGCGGAAGAAGUGCCCGUCCACGCACAGCGAGGAGCUUCGAGAUUGUAUCCAAAAGACCUUAAAUGAGUGGAGUUCCCAAAUCAGCCCAGAUUUGGUGAAGGAGUUUCCAGAUGUCUUGGAAUGUACUGUAUCUCAUGCAGUAGAGAAGAUUAACCCUGAUGAAAGAGAAGAAAUGAAAGUUUCUGCAAAACUGUUCAUUGUAGGAUCAAAUUCUUCAUCAUCAACUAGAAAUGCAGUUGACAUGGCCUGUUCAGUCCUUGGAGUUGCACAGCUGGAUUCUGUGAUCAUUGCUUCACCUCCCAUUGAAGAUGGAGUUAAUCUUUCCUUGGAGCAUUUACAGCCUUACUGGGAAGAAUUAGAAAACUUAGUCCAAAGCAAGAAAAUUGUUGCUAUAGGUACCUCUGACCUAGACAAAACACAGUUGGAGCAGCUAUAUCAGUGGGCACAGGUAAAACCAAAUAGUAACCAAGUUAAUCUUGCCUCCUGCUGUGUGAUGCCACCUGAUUUGACUGCAUUUGCUAAACAGUUUGACAUACAGUUGUUGACUCAUAAUGAUCCAAAAGAACUGCUUUCUGAAGCAAGUUUCCAAGAAGCUCUUCAGGAAAGCAUCCCUGAUAUUCAAGCACGCGAGUGGGUACCACUGUGGCUGCUGAGGUACUCCGUCAUUGUGAAAAGUAGAGGAAUCAUCAAAUCAAAAGGCUACAUUUUGCAAGCCAAAAGAAGGGGUUCUUAAUUACAACUUAGGGUUUAUAACCUAAGUUGAUCUGUACUUUUCUUGAAUAUAAAAUUGAGAUGUGUAAAAAUCUAGCUAUGAUCUAUUAAUAGUGUCAUUGAGGCACAUAUUCUUUAGUAUGGUGGAUAGUAUGUUAUGUUUUGAUUACUUCUUUUGCCUCCAUAUCAGUCCACUCACGUGAACCACUGUAUUGUUUUUAUUAAGCAGUUGUUUUCUAAUUGAAAUUGUCUAUAUAAAGAAAAUACUUGGAAUAUAUUUUUCCUUUAUUUUUAUGAGUAAUAGAAAUCAAGAAAAUUUGUUGGUAGAUAUAUUUUGGUCUAGGGUUCAGGAUAAUGUAUAUACAUAUUUUUUAUUUCCAAAAAUUCAUCAAUUGCUUUUUACUCUACAAUAUAGCAAAGCAAUUUAAUUUCAGUUGUUAAAACUGAAAUACGGAAAGAUAUUUUUUUCUGUCACUGAUGAAUAACUAUCACUAACUGGAGUAGCUGGGAUCUAGUAUUAUAAAUAAAAUUUAUUCUUGAAUACAUGGAUAGCAACAAUUUUUUAUAUGUUCUUGCCUGUAGUUUACUUAUGCUUUAACUAUGUAUCCUUGUGCCAUAUUUUCUUCUAUUUACAAAAACAAACCAAAGUAAAUCUAAAAUGUAGUUUUGAAAUUAUUGUUUGAAGGCUUUAUAAAACUACCACUAUCGUCUCUAGAUUCUUUAUAAUUCAAAAUGCAUCCUCGAAGUAUUGCUACUCAUUUGAGUUACUUCAGUAAGUAUUGCACCCUUACAUGUGCUGGGCACUGUGGACUCUAGACAAAACAUGAGGCACAGAACUACAAUCAGUUAUGUGAUGGUUGUUUCCCAUUAAUUACCAACUAGGAGGUACCAAAGCCAGAAAAGUAUAAAAAAAUUAUCUUUACUUCAGGACCAACAUUAUAUAUGUGGACAACUUUGAGCUAUGAUCUAGGUACCAGGGAUUAUACCCAAACCCCUUGCUAAACCACAAACUCUUACCACUUAACUACGCCCCCCCCCCAGCCUGAUCUUAACUAUCUUAAAUCAGAACAAUAUAAUCAAAACUUUAGAGCUAGAAGAAACUAUAGCUCAUAGAGUAUAAUUCACUAGUUUAAGAACCAGAAAACUGCAAAUAAAUAAGCUAUGGCCUUUGAUACAUACUAAAGUCCUCCUUAAUUUUAUACAUUCAUAACCGAGGUAGUUUUUAAAAUUUUUUUUUGUCUUUUUCUUUUUUUUUUUACGGGUACCGGGGAUUGAACUCACAACCACAGACUUGCAGGGCACGCGCUUAUGCCGCUAAGCUAAAUCCACAGCUCCGGUUUUUUAAAUUCUUUAAAAAAUUUCAUGUGUCUCAAUACUUUUAAACCAUGGAUCUAUAAUAAUAUUAUUUUGCUCAGAUUUUUUCAAAGUAACUAUGGUUACUUUAAGUAGCCAUAAAAUAAAUACAAUAUAACCUUUUCAUACAUAAAGUUUUAUGGUUUACUAGUUGGAAAAUUUGAUGAUUAGAAUUACGUGAAUUCAACUGAUUUGCCUGCUAAAACUUAGACUUUGAGCUCUUUAAGCCUUUCUAGCCUUUAUAUAAAUCAUAUGUAACAUUAAAUAUAGUUAACUUUUUAAUUUAGAAAUGUACAGGAUGAUUCCACAUAAGUCCUUAAAUGCUUAUUUUAAAUCUAUGCAGUGAAAUGCUGAGAUAUUUUAAAAAGGAACAUUAAUGUCCCAUUUAUCAUUUUUCAAAAUCUAAAAUAUACAAAGUGGAUUCUCUGAAGGGUUAUUUUGAAAAUGGAAAAGCAACUUGCAUUGAUAAUGUUUCUGAACCUCAGUAGAAGCUUUUUGUGAUCUUUACUCUGUUGACAAAGAAGUAAGGUGAUAGAUUCAUUUUGUGAAGGAGAUUAUGUAUUGAACUUUUAAAUGGAAUUUUGAUGUUUUUGAUGUUUCAUUCUACCUUAAAUAGAUUUUUAAGGCUUUAUAAUUUUUCAAGCUGUUUACAUCUUUUUUCAUGAACUUCAGAAAUUACUGAAUAAUGAAUACUUUCCAAAUAUUAAGUACUUAAUGUUUUAAAAGCCAUAAAUGAAGUGGUAAUAUUAUCAAAUAAUCGCUUAAGACUAAAAUAAGUGAUCAAUAGUAUAUAUGACAGAUAUGCUUUCUGGGAGAUGUGAAUCUAGUAACCCAAGGUAGAAAGUUUAUAUAGUUUUUCCCGAGUAAAUACAUAAAGAAGCUGUAGUUUGUUAUUAAAUUUCCACAAUACACUGGAGCCUUACUUAACACAAUGUACUGUAACUUGGAAUUUGUCCUGAAUGCCACCCAUCCAAGAAGCUGUAGUCACCAGAAGGACCACAGUGUUAUAUAUUCACCUGGUGUAAAUUGUGAAGACCACAUUGUGCCAGUAUAUUAUUAGAGUGUCCACUGAGGGAUGGCUAGUGCUAGAACUUGUAUCAUAAGUAAUAGCUAGUAAUUUUUCAGGUCUCAAAAAAAAGAGAUCAUUUGGACCACUCUAUAAAAAUAAAAAAUUAGAAAGUUACUCUGUUCUACAUGAAUGGUCUCCUCUGUCCCAUAGCCAAGUAACAACUAAAAUUAGAAACUCAGUUUUCAGUGAUAAAAGGUCCAAGGCUCAUUUUAGAUUUUGUUUCCAGGUUUUCUAUUCAAUAUUUUCAACUUUUGGGUCUGUAAGAACUGAUGUAUUUAUUGUAUUUUAGACUAACCAUUCAUCUUUCUGCCAGAUGUAUAUUUCAAGAAAUGUGAAGCUGUUUGAAUGAAAAUUUUAACCAUU
Messenger RNA from Cavia porcellus (domestic guinea pig), 4005 nucleotides. RefSeq names its product glutamate-cysteine ligase modifier subunit (gene Gclm). Gene Ontology annotation, cellular component: glutamate-cysteine ligase complex. Gene Ontology annotation, molecular function: enzyme regulator activity; glutamate-cysteine ligase catalytic subunit binding. Gene Ontology annotation, biological process: glutathione biosynthetic process. The transcript has 7 exons. The record is from RefSeq and is a predicted model, not a curated record. Lineage: Eukaryota; Metazoa; Chordata; Mammalia; Rodentia; Caviidae. Bases 418 to 1242 code for a protein of 274 amino acids.